AAUGAUAGCAACAGUCCUCUUUUUUUUGAACCAACUCACUCACAGCUCAGCAGGCUGAGACCUUUUUGCUUACUGCAGGCUAAGAUGCUUACUGACAUCAUGGAUGCAGUGCAAGGUUUUGGGGUGAGCAGUACCCAGUACCUGCAGACCAACUAUAAGGAUGCCCAAGGCCUUUUUCUCUGGGUUUCCUGGGCAGCGGACCUCAGGAACACCUUCUUCAUCUUCUUCCCGCUUUGGUUCCACCUGCGUCCCUCGGUGGGCAUCAAACUCAUCUGGGUGGCUGUAAUCGGAGACUGGCUGAACUUGGUCUUUAAAUGGAUUCUGUUUGGAGAGAGGCCAUACUGGUGGGUUCAAGAGACAGCUUAUUAUGCAGAAGCAACUCGCCCUCACAUUGAGCAGUAUCCAAUGACCUGUGAGACCGGACCAGGCAGCCCCUCUGGUCAUGCUAUGGGAGCUGCAGGAGUCUACUACACCCUUGUGACUUCCAUCCUCACCAUUCUGACCAGCAAGAAAUCAUUAAACACAAACUGGUAUCUGAAGGCUCUUCUGUGGGCCGUAUUUUCGGGAGUCCAGGUGUGUGUCUGUCUGUCCAGGGUUUUUAUUGCUGCCCACUUCCCCCAUCAGGUUGUUGCUGGAGUCAUCACAGGUAUGAUUGUGGCCGAGGCAUUCAACAGAACUCAGUGGAUCUACAGUGCCAGCAUGAAAAAAUACUUCUACACAACGCUCUUCCUUACAACCUUUGCCAUUGGCUUCUACGUGCUACUCAAAGCUUUGGGUGUGGACCUUCUGUGGACCCUGGAAAAAGCCCAGAAGUGGUGCGUCAGACCUGAGUGGGUCCUCCUGGACACCACACCCUUUGCCAGCCUUCUGCGCAACAUGGGUACCCUGUUCGGACUUGGCCUGGGUCUGCACUCUCCCCUGUACACCGAGACCAAAAAGAACAGCAGUGAUUUGGCCAGAGCAGGAUGCAUUGUCAGCUCGUUGUUCCUGCUGCACCUGUUUGACUCCUUCAAGCCUCCCACACACACCGCAGCCCUCUUCUACUUGCUCUCCUUCUGCAAGAGCGCAACUGUUCCCCUGGUCACUGUCAGCAUCAUCCCGUACUGCGUAAACAGAGCUAUAAGCCAGCAGAUGAAAAAGGGAGUGUGAGCAACAACCCUGAGUUGUGAAGACUAAAGCAAUGCAAGUGCAGGGAGACACUGAACAUUAAUAAUAAUACUAGAAACCCUUUCCUUUGGUGCUUCUUGCAUUUAUAAGACUGCUUGACUCAGGAAAAAGCUUGAGUUGAAUGAUGAGAAACUGCAUUGUGUGUCAUUUGGACACUGAGCUCUGAACACUUUAACAAUAAGAGAAAGCACAAUCCAGGAUGCUCAGCAGCACUUACAAAGAACUUGUAAAGAUAACAAAACAUGAUCAUUGUGGUUGUUUCUGAGUUCUGGAGAGAGAAGAAUGAGUUUAUUUUUGAAUGUUUGCUCCUCAGCUUUAAUAUGCUAUUUCAGUUAUGAAACUAUUGUAUUUUUCAAAGUUUUUUUUUGAAAUGUUAGGAAUAUUUUUUAAAUAAAAUCUGGAGAUUAAAAGCUUUGACUUGAUUCUUAUUUUAACAGCUACACAACCAUGUAUUUGUGUAGUUGGCUGAUUACUGCCAUAUAUGUCUCGUAAAGUUAAUUACAUCCUGUCCUCAAGGAAAGAAAACCUCUUUUGCAUUUUAAAGUUAGUUGUAAAGUGUGUGAUGAGUUUACUCUUGCCUUUUAAACAAAGGGAAAUCCCUCUAAAAAGUUGUAAUACAUGAACAGGCAUAAUGGAAGUCAAAGUUUCCACAGGCAGUUUGGACAAAUUCAGCAUAAUCAUUUUACAGUCAUAUUCAUUCAAUUCUGAUGUUGGUCAGAUUAAAAAUAUCUUUUGAAAAUAACAAUCUUUAAGCAGGUCUUAAAUCCUACAUUUCUGCAUAAUUGUUUUUUAUUGAUCAGAUGCAAUAUGUCAUAUCUUCUAUGAAAAUAAAUGUGUUUUUAUUAGCUGUAAGCAGUAAAUCAUCAUAAUGAACAGAAAAUAAAGACUUGAAAACA
Messenger RNA from Girardinichthys multiradiatus, 2063 nucleotides. It is a transcript of the gene g6pc1a.2, whose product is annotated as glucose-6-phosphatase catalytic subunit 1a, tandem duplicate 2. Gene Ontology annotation, biological process: glucose 6-phosphate metabolic process; gluconeogenesis. NCBI's taxonomy places the organism in Eukaryota, Metazoa, Chordata, Actinopteri, Cyprinodontiformes, Goodeidae. Gene Ontology annotation, cellular component: membrane. Gene Ontology annotation, molecular function: glucose-6-phosphatase activity. The transcript is spliced from 5 exons. The record is from RefSeq and is a predicted model, not a curated record. The coding region runs from base 85 to 1149 and encodes 354 amino acids.